Messenger RNA from Telopea speciosissima, 701 nucleotides. RefSeq names its product vacuolar iron transporter homolog 4-like. The transcript has a single exon. Gene Ontology annotation, molecular function: manganese ion transmembrane transporter activity; iron ion transmembrane transporter activity. The record is from RefSeq and is a predicted model, not a curated record. NCBI's taxonomy places the organism in Eukaryota, Viridiplantae, Streptophyta, Magnoliopsida, Proteales, Proteaceae. Bases 1 to 681 code for a protein of 226 amino acids. Gene Ontology annotation, cellular component: membrane. Gene Ontology annotation, biological process: intracellular manganese ion homeostasis.
AUGGCAGUAGUUGAACCACACCCCCAACCGGCUCUCUCUGAUGCUAAAUUACGUUUAUCCGCCGGCGGCGAUGUUGAGAGACAGAUCAUGAGAAAAGAGCCCAAGGAGGAGUUGUACUACUUCAUAAGGACACUAUGGGUUCGAGCUGCUGUCCUCGGAGCAAAUUCUGGUUUGGUCUCUUCUGCAUCGUUGAUGAUAGGACUUGGAGCUGUUAGACAAGAGAGCCACGCCAAUAUCAUAUCUUGUUUUGCAGCGGUGAUCGGCUGGAUUGUAGCGUGCGUGUCUGAUUACUUGCAGUUUGACAUUGAGAUGGCUCAGAUCUGGAGGGAGAAGCAAAAGGAAGGUGCAAGAGAGAGCACUAAUAUUGAAGAGAGCAAGAAAUUAAGUCUGCCUAACCUAAUAAACCUAAUAAUAAAGGCGACGAUAGCAUAUGUGAUUGUGGUCUCCAUUGGAAUCUUGUUGCCAUUGCUACCAGCGUUGUUCAUAAGGAAGUAUAAGGUGAUGUUGGGGGUGGUUGCAGCAGGGGUGUCAAGCUUUGCUUUGCUGGUGGUUGGAGUGGUAAGGGCUGUGUUGUGGAGGGCCGCUGUGUGGAGGUCUUGUGUGAGGGUGUUGCUUGGUGGUUGGUUGGCCAUGGUUAUGACCUUUGGCCUCGCCAAGUUGAUUAGUUCCAUUGGAUUUUAGGAAUAGGGGUUUUCACUAGA